AAAAAGGAUCAUCUCUCUCUCCCUCCCACUCAUUAUUUCGGCCAGCACCAAGGAAAGGAGAAGAGAGAGCUCUCAAACCCCAUCUUCAAUAGCUAAAAUCGAGCCCAAGCUCAAACAAGAGAAAGAAAGAAGUUUAAGGGAGAAAAAGUGAGGAAAAGGUGUGAAUAAUUAAGACACUUGUAAUAGGUAUUUCAAGAGCUUUCACGAAGUUGAAAGAGUCACUGGAGUUGUCGCCGGAGUUCGUCAAAAGUCGUCGGAGUUUCGCCGGAGUUCAACCGAGAAGGGUAGAACUUCAUAGCGAACCUCUAGCUCUUUCUAUUGAUUACUACUCAAGUCAGGACUAGCGUUCGCACAUCUCUUUUGAAAGGCUAAGAUGUUUGUAUUAGUACACGUGUAGUCUAGGGUAAAAUGGGAAGGGAAAUUACUUUUGCUAAGUUUCUUAAUAUGCGUGCCUUUCUCCAUAUUCCAACACUUCUACCUCGUAUCAUUCAAAAGGAGCCAAACAGGUGACCCGGUUCUCAUGAAUUCUAUUUAUAUACUUCCUCCGUUCGGAUUUAAAUGCAACAUGGAGAAAGGCACGCAUAUUAAGAAACUUAGCAAAAGUAAUUUCCCUUCCCAUUUUACUCUAGACUACACGUGUACUAUUUGGACGGAUAAGCUACCUACGGGUAUGUGAGAACAAUACCCUUUGAGACUUUGUAGAACCGGUGAUUUUUAUUAGAAUGUAUCUAGACCACCAGAUUUGUGAGAAAGUGUCUGGUACACGAUCUUGAAGGGAAGUCGCCGGAGAAAAAAGAUUUGUCAUCGGCGUUAACGAUCUCAGGGGCCAGGGCGGUUCUCUAGAUCCAUUAAUAGAAGAACGAAAAAUUACGAAUCUACGAUGGAAAAUUAAAGGAGAAGACUCAGAGACCAGAAAUGGAAGAAGAAAUUGGUUUUGCUGGAAAUGAAGAACUCGUGAGUUCAUAUGAUUUACAGAUAUGACUCCAUAAGGUUAAAGUUGGAGGAAGAAGUAUAUUCAUUUACAGAUACAGAUGGUUAAGCAAUUAAAAUGAAUACGAAGUAUUAAAUGGUGUAAGGGUAUUGGAGUCAUUGCACCCCUCUUUUUCUUACCUAAAAUGGAAUGUUACAAUUAUUUUGAAACUGCCGAAAAAGAUAAGUGUUGCAUUUAUUAAAGAACGGAUGAAGUAUAUAGUGAAUGGAUGAUUUGAGUUAUAGAUGAAUGUAGUGUGUGUUUAGUAGAGCCAUAGCAUCCCCUGAGCACUAGCAGCAUAUCAUUCGUUAUGUGUGCAAGCAUUUUUUGAAUUUGAUCACUUGAUGUAUAUAUUGCAUACAUCUUGAAUAAAAAUACUUAGUUUAUAUCUAGUAUAGUAUUAUAUAUGUAUAUAUUUGUGUAACUGGAACGUGUGUGUACCAGUGUGUGUGUGUAUGUGUUAUCUCAAUUUGUUUUUGUAUUUUAUAUCUUUAAUUUCAUUAGUUUUGAAUGAUGUUUCAUAACAGGUUUUAAGUCAAGGAUAUGGCCACCUCAAAUUUUGAACCGGACUAUAAUAGUUCAUCUUCGAGUGAUAAUAAUCUCUCACUUGCCAAACAAUUAAUAGAUGAUCCAUUGAAAGAUUCUUUUUUAUCACACAAAGUUGUUUAGAUGUGUCGUUGAUUGUUUCUUCAAUGGUGUCUGCUGCAAAAUGCUCUCUCGAAGGUUAAUCAUCAAGUAGAUGCUAUAUUCGUCGUGAUAGGAAAGAACAUCAUUACCUAAUAGUAAAUAACUAUUUCAAACGUGAAAACUCAAAGUACCCCCCACAACUUUUCCGUCGGAGAUUCAGAAUGGAUAUUGACUUAUUCUCCCAAAUUUUAUAAGAUGUGGAGAAUUAUUAUAACUAUUUUCGACAAAAGAUUGAUGUUGUUGGUAACAUUGGGUUGAGCCCACUGCAGAAGAUGGUAACAGCAAUACACAUGCUUGCAUAUGGAUGUCCAGCUGAUCAUCUAGAUGAAUAUGGGGGUGUUUGGAACUGAUUCUGCUUCUGCUUCUUUUUUAAAAGCAGAAGCAGAAUCUGAAUCAGUUUUCAGAAGCUGGUACCUACCAGCUUCUAAAAAAACUGAUUCUGAGAGUAAAUAAGAGCACCAUAAGUGCUUCUGGAAUUUCACCCAAACAAGCUUCUGCUUCUGCUCCCUGAAGGAGCAGAAUCAGUUUUGAAAAUCAGGUCCAAACACCCCCUAUGUUCAAAUAGGAGAAACAACGACAAUCGAAAGUCCAAAGCACUUUUGUGAUGCUAUUAUAGGAAUUUAUGAAGCAAAUUACUUGAGAAAACAAACCAUAUGGGUCAUAUUAAAAUGCUCUUGAAAGGAGAGAGUCGAGGCUUUCCCGGUAUGCUUGGUAGUUUGGAUUGCAUGCAUUGGCAAUGGAAAAAUUGCCCCACUGCUUGGCAUGGUACUCAUACAAAUGGUUUUAAAAGAGUUACAACUCUUAUUUUAGAAAUUAUAGCUUCACAGAGUUUAUGGAUUUAGCACGCUUUCUUUGGAAUGGUGGGUAGUAACAACGAUUUUACAGUUUUAGACAGAUCGCCAUUGUUUGAUGAUGUAAUUAAUGGUGUAGCUCCGGAAUACAAAAUUAUAGUUCGAGGUCACGAGUACAAUAUGAGUUAUUAUUUAGCUGAUGUUAUACAUCCACAAUAUGCUACUCUCAUCCAAACAAUAUCUCAACCUUCAUCUAUCAAGGAAAAGUUAUUUGCAAAACUACAAGAAUCAACAAGAAAGGAUGUAGAACGAGCAUUCGGUGUGUUACAAAGUCGGUGGCAUAUUGUUAAGGGCCCUGCUCGUCUUUGGAGUGCUAGAGACUUGGGGAAGAUAAUGAAGACAUGGAUCAUCUUACAUAACAUGAUAAUUGAGAAUGAGCGAACUCAAGGUAUUGAUCCUGAAGAGUGGCAGGCGGAAGGACAAGAAUCUACUAAAAGUGUUACUCUAGAGCAUGAUUUUAAUUUGAUUAUUUCAAUGAUGAAUAAUCAAACUAACCAGGUACAAAACACAUGGUUGCAUAGGAAAUUAAAGAAUGAUCUCAUUAAUCAUUUGUUUGAAG
This is a messenger RNA of Cuscuta epithymum, 3067 nucleotides long. Lineage: Eukaryota; Viridiplantae; Streptophyta; Magnoliopsida; Solanales; Convolvulaceae. The record is from the annotation of a GenBank genome assembly.